AUGGUGAGAAUCAGUGUUCUCAAUGACGCUCUUAAGAGUAUGUACAAUGCAGAGAAAAGGGGAAAGAGGCAGGUUAUGAUCAGGCCUUCUUCUAAAGUUAUCAUCAAGUUCCUAAUUGUCAUGCAAAAGCACGGUUACAUUGGCGAGUUUGAGUAUGUUGAUGACCACAGGUCUGGUAAGAUUGUUGUUGAGCUAAAUGGAAGGUUGAACAAGUGUGGAGUUAUCAGUCCUCGUUUUGAUGUUGGUGUUAAGGAGAUCGAGAGUUGGACUGCUCGUCUACUUCCUUCCCGACAGUUUGGUUACAUCGUUCUGACUACCUCAGCGGGAAUCAUGGAUCACGAAGAAGCCAGGAGAAAGAAUGUUGGUGGCAAAGUUCUUGGGUUCUUUUACUGA
Arabis nemorensis is the source of this 393-nucleotide messenger RNA. The record is from the annotation of a GenBank genome assembly. NCBI's taxonomy places the organism in Eukaryota, Viridiplantae, Streptophyta, Magnoliopsida, Brassicales, Brassicaceae.